Closterium sp. NIES-67 is the source of this 1771-nucleotide messenger RNA. The record is from the annotation of a GenBank genome assembly. NCBI's taxonomy places the organism in Eukaryota, Viridiplantae, Streptophyta, Zygnematophyceae, Desmidiales, Closteriaceae.
AAGUACUAGUAUCAGCGAUCGACAUCAUGAUGCCCAAGAAAGGUAAAGAGUUAGAUGUGCCAGCCGGGAAUCGAACCCGGGUCUGCACCGUGCUGCAUGGCAGGGUGCUAUUCUACCACUAGACCACUGGCACUAAGCAGAUGAUACAAUGUGUCACCAAAGCUGUUUUUCUUUCUCUUUCGGUUUUCCUCUUGCUAGAAUGCGCGCAUCCUCGCCUUCUCCUGCGUGACAUUCCCUCCCUCUAUGUACGCGUUACUAUCCAGGUAGGUGCUGGAGUCGACCUUGGUAAUGGAGCCGUUCCGUCUGAUGCUCCAUCCGUCCCUCUCCGUACGCGUUAUUAUCUCAGGUGCAGGAGUCGGACCCGUAAUGGAGCCGUUCCGUCUGAUGCUUCAGCACGACAUCGGCGGAGUGCCCGUGGUGGCGCCGGGGACCAACCGCAUCACGGCAAACAUCAGCGCGAGGGACAUUCUGCAGCUGCUGACGUCACCGCACCCUGGCGGAGCAGCACCACCUCAAGCCGCUGACGGUAGCAGAUCUCCUGUAUGACGCGCAGCGCCCGCACCACGGCACGGCUGACGUCAUCUGGCCGAUCAUGGUGCCACCAGUCACAUGCCACCCGUCCACCUCGCUGCGGGAGGUGCUGCACGCAUUCCGGGUGGCGCGCGUGCACCGCAUAUACGUCACCCAGGAGGGGGGGUGAGAAGAGUGGGGAUCUGCUGGGAGUGGUCACGCUGAAGGAUGCAAUUGGGCGGUUUCUUGGUGCGGCAGGAGGAAGAAAAGAGGGAGAGGAGGGGAGAGGACAAAGAGGCGUUCCCAACCACCACCGAGGUUGGUUCGGAUGGGCUCAGCCUGUAGGGGGUGGAGGGUGGUACGCCUCCGCCUCACCACCCAGAGGGAGGUGCUGCAUGCGUUCAGGGUGGCGCGCGUGCACCGCAUGUACGCCACUGAAGAGGCGAAAGGCAGUGGGGGGGGGAGUGGGGAGCUGCUGGGAGUGGUCACGCUGAGGGAUGCGAUUGGGCGGUUCCUGGUGCGGCAGGAGGAAGAAAAGGGGGAGGAGAGGAGGGGAGAGGGGAAAGAGGAGCCGGUCCGACCACGGAGGUUGGGUCGGAUGGGCUCAGCCUGUAGGGGGGAGGGAAGCGGAGGGAAGGUCACGGAAUGGGGAGGGCAGGGCACGUGCCACCUGUCCCCCGCGCUGAGGGAGGUGCUGCCUCUGCACGUGUUCCGAGUGAUGAGCGUGCACCGCAUAUACGUCACACAGCACAUACCAUAAGAUGGGCUUGACCUUCAGGGGGAAGGGCGGCGAUGGGAGGGAGGGGAGGGAGCGGAGGAGGAAGGCAUUGGGGUUAACGGCUAUGCUCAAUGGGCCCCUAUGGAAUGGAGAAGAGAUUGUGAGUUGGUGUUCCGGCUGUUGCGAACAAUGCUGCUGGCUUGCGUGUGUGUGUGGUUGGGGUGGCCUAGAUUCCGGCCGCUGCUGUUGGAUGUGUGCUGUGUGCUGUGUGCUGUGUGCUGUGGCGCUCCCUUCCCACAACUCUGGCAACAGGAGAAGUCGAGUCCAGACACAGUGGUGCAUUUUGUGUACAUAUCUACCAAACACCCACCCUUGAUGGCUUCCUGUUUCCGGAAGAACUGACUGAACCCUGAUAUGCUGUCUUAAUCUUUGUACAUACGCUGCCCGGCAAUCUAAUGUGUUCAUCUCCAUUGAUUGGGGUGGGAAGUAGACAUGGGCUUGGUUGCUGUAUGUAAAACACUCUGGCUGGCUGGCACCAAAUGC